UAUGUCCUGUACAUAACACCAACGCGAUCUCAGUUGUCAAAAUUUCACUGUUUAUGUAAAUAUGAUCAAAACGCGUUACCCAUCAUCAUCAUCAUCCCAAGUUUUAUAACUGUUUAACAUUGAUAUCAUAAAGACUAACCGUAUAAGAUGGAAGGUGGCAAGAAUCAUAGAGCUGCUUUGAGUGCUGCUUUUGGCCCUUCUGAAAAUUUAACUGAAGAAGUUUAUGAUAAACUUGAAAGCUUAAUCAAAAUAUUUAAUAGUUCUCCUGAUGAUUUGUAUAUCAGUUGGGAAUCAUAUAAUGUGACUGAAGUUCAACAAGAUUUGGAUUUAACUGUUCCGAAUAUAGACAAGUUUCAAGAAUAUCUUCAAUCAACUUUAGAAAGUUCAAAACCAACCCCAUCACUUAAACGUACUAAAGAUUUCCAGAAUUCAAGUGCCUUGAAAAGAAAACCAAUCAUUAAAUCAAAUAUAGCAAUUAAUACAUCCAGUCCUCCAGUUCCAACUACUCCUUUGAAAAGAAAUGGUUUAGAUGAUGCUACUCCAAGAUUUAAAACUCCAAGGGCUAACUUUAUGGAAUCAUCACCUGCUCAUUAUGAAACUGCUAAUAAUUCAUUUCAAAGUACUGGUAGCGGAACUACCCCAAUUGCAGAUAAAUUAGCUAAACAACAAGAUUCUAAUACCAUUGUUGAAACUUUGAACCCACAAGUUAAAGAAUCUCCUGGAUUUAUUCAAUUGGAAGAAGAUUCUGCAAGUUCCUUGAAACCUUAUACUUUAGGUUUAAAUUUUGAUGCUGCCAAAUUCAAAUUCAGAACCAUGGCUAUGAAAUUACUUGAAAGUGCUGAUAUAUUAGAUGAUCAAAUAGACACCUUUGCACAGUUGUAUAUGGAUGCCAAUAAAAACGCCAACUUAGAGGAUUCGAUUCAAUUUGGUAAUCCAUGUUUAAGUACUCAAUUUGAUAUACUCUGCAGUGGUAGAAUUGUCCCUGAUUCUCCUGUAUAUGAUAAACAACAAGGUAAUAAUUAUUCAUUGAAUGCCACCUCACUUUAUUUAGAAACAUCUCGUAUGUCUGGUAUUGGUCAAAGAGUUCCCUUGGAGUUAUCCAACUUACCUGGUUAUUCAUUGUUCCCUGGUCAAAUCGUUAUAUUGAAAGGAUCUAAUCCAACUGGGAAGACAUUUAUUGUAAAGGAGAUUUUGUCAAUGCCUGAAUUGGGAGCAGCUGUAUCUGGUAAGGUUGAAUUAGAAUCAUAUGAAGAAUUGGUGGGUAAAACAGGCUUGAAAUUUUUAAUUGCUUCAGGUCCAUUUUCAAAUAAUUUCAAUUUAAAUUAUUCAAAAUUGGAAAAUCUCGUUAAUUUAAUCAAUACUGAUAUCAAACCUCAUGUCGUUAUAUUAAAUGGUCCAUUCAUCGAUAUUAAUAAUAUUGCCGUUAGUCAAGGUGAUAUUGAAAUACCACUUGAUAAACAAGCACAACCACCACGUAAUUUAGAUGAAGUAUUUAAAAGAUUAGUCACUCCAAUUUUAAGAAAGAUAGAUGGUAGAAUUCAAGUUAUCUUAGUACCGUCAUUAACAGAUACUUGUAUCAAACAUUGUUCAUAUCCACAAGAUGCAUUUGAUAGAAAGAAAUUUGGAUUGCCUAAGAAUGUAAGGGUGAUUCCUAAUCCUGCAAGUUUUUCCAUAAAUGAAGUCUUAAUAGGAAACUCUAACCUUGAUAUAUUCAAAGACAUGAAGGAAGUUUACAAAGAUGAUGGUAAAUUAUCUAAGAAUAGAUUUGAAAGAGUAGCCAACCACAUCUUACAACAAAGAAGAUAUUACAUGUCUCUUCCGGGAUCAAUUAAAAAAUUGAUCCCAACUUCAAAAGAAGCUAAUCAAAAAUUAAAUCAAUUACAAGAUGGCAUUAUGUCAGAAGAAUUAUUAGAUGCUGAUAUCGGAGGAUCAACUUUAGAAGUUCCUUAUUUGGGAUUAACAGAAUUAGGUGAUUCCAUACCUGAUAUUCUUAUCAAUACCUCAGAAAUGAAAUCGUUCGUUAAAGUAGUUAAAGGAGUGGUGGUGGUGAACCCAGGUCAAUACAUAAGAAACCAUAAAGAUCCUAAUAGGGAAGAAGGUACUUAUGUUGUGGUUAACAUUAAUAGUCCGUCGUUGGAAUCGAAAUCAGAAAAUAAUAUAGAACCAGUCGACGGUAGUCCCGAUUUAUUCUAUCAUAACGUUUAUAAGCGUUCUAGAGUCGAUAUAUAUAAAAGUUAGAUUGAAAAUAUAAUGAAUUACCUUCAUCUUUUUGUGAAUGCCUUUAACGUAAUUUUCAAAUUGAAACUUAUCUCAUGUACCGUGCAGGGUUAGAAUUUUCCAUCGGUGUAUAAUGAUAGUCUCGUGGUAAUUUACAAACAAUUAAAACUUUUUAAACUUAUAAUAAUAAUAAUA
Messenger RNA from Scheffersomyces coipomensis, 2412 nucleotides. Its product is annotated as DNA-directed DNA polymerase alpha subunit. NCBI's taxonomy places the organism in Eukaryota, Fungi, Ascomycota, Pichiomycetes, Serinales, Debaryomycetaceae. The record is from RefSeq and is a predicted model, not a curated record. Gene Ontology annotation, molecular function: DNA binding. Gene Ontology annotation, biological process: DNA replication initiation; DNA replication. Gene Ontology annotation, cellular component: alpha DNA polymerase:primase complex. The transcript has a single exon. The coding region runs from base 148 to 2238 and encodes 696 amino acids.